AUGACACUUAAUAAGAAUAAUAACCAUGCCAAUACAUCAAAUAAAAUACAAAUCUCAGGAAUUUUAUACAAGAAAAAUAUCAAUAAUAAUUCUGGCUCAAAUAGAUGGUGUAAAAGAUUUUUCGCGAUCCGCGAUGGUUACUUGUUUUAUUACCCCGAAUGCGAGAAAAAGGAUUUCGAAAAACGGAAAACCUUCAAUUUUCACCCCAAGGGAGUCAUACCAUUGGGAAGUUGCGUGAUAGAAUCCCACAAUCAAGGCCGCCGCUUCAUCAUUACCAUCAAUAGCGAAGAAUACUUGCAUCCAUUCACGUUGGCCAUGGACAAUGCCCACGAAAAUGAAAAAUGGUUGAAACAGAUACAAGAAGCCAGUCGCAUAACAUGGCACAAUUCUCAAUUAGGAGACACUCUAGUUCACGAAUUAGAAAAACAGGGUUUGUACCUUUGGAGCGAACAAGAAAAAGUUAAAGAAAAAUUACAUUACGAAAGCUUAGCCCUACAAAACGAAGUGGCCAAAAACGACGAGUUGAAAAAAUUAGCGCUCGAUUUGGAAAUUGAGAAAAAAAAUAUGGAAAAGAUGAUCGUGGAUUUGAAGGAAAAUUACGAAAAGGUCAAGAGCGAAUUGGAUUAUACAACAAAAAAGAUGGAACGAUUGGAAAAUUCAAGGCCCAAAUUGGAUCUCACGAUAAGUUCGCUUCAAAGAGAAAUCGAUACUCUUAUUCACGAGCAAAUCAAAAUAUCCUCCGAACUCAAGGAGAAGGAAAGGGAAUCCGAUAAAUUUAGCCUAGAAAAUCAAUGUCUCACAACCAUCAUACACGAACUAAAAUCGAGUCUCAGUAGUGUGGAAAGCAAAAUCGAUAAUUUGGCCAAAGAAAAAGCCCAUAACGAAUUCAUACUGCAAGAAAAUGAUAACACGUCCAUCAUUCUCAAGCAAGAAAAACAGAUGUUUAGCGACCAGGCCCAGGAACUUAUUUCGUGCCUCAAAGAACUACACCAACAAAAAUAUAUUGCUGAGCAGGAAUUAAGCGAGGAAGUAAUGGCUAGAAUAGAGACUAAACAAAAAAUAUUGUUGGCAGAAACGUCCUUAUACAAAAUAGAUUCGAUAUUCAAAACGAAACAUAUUGGAUUGAGCUAUCGUUUUCAAAAUGAUAUCCUUUCAAACGUGCAAAAACUUAAACAAUUUUUUGAGGAUUUAGACAGGCAAGCCAGACAAAACAGUAUUGGUGACCCCUUUGUUAAAGCAACAUCCAGAGCUAGAAAGGCCAUCAUAAAAAGAGCCGAAACUAUAAGAACCCUUACAUUACCUAGGAAAAGGGUUCAAAUAACCAGUGAAACGUUUACCAUACCUAAUAUAAUGCAACUACAAAACUACAAUGGUUUAUGUCAAACUAUCAAAUCAAACAUGAUUAAUUCCUGAUUAUGAUUUUUUAUAAGAAAUAUGCAAUAUCAAUUUAAGCAAAAUAUCUCUAAAUAUUUGUUUUCAAAAUAAACCCUCAAUAUUAAAUUAUAAUAGUAAUUCACACACAAUGAUUAUUAUAUUAUUAUGUACAUAAAUUUA
Messenger RNA from Gordionus sp. m RMFG-2023, 1554 nucleotides. RefSeq names its product pleckstrin homology domain-containing family D member 1-like. The transcript has 13 exons. The record is from RefSeq and is a predicted model, not a curated record. The coding region runs from base 1 to 1413 and encodes 470 amino acids. NCBI's taxonomy places the organism in Eukaryota, Metazoa, Nematomorpha, Gordioida, Chordodea, Parachordodidae.